This is a messenger RNA of Clarias gariepinus (North African catfish), 1018 nucleotides long. RefSeq lists its product as uncharacterized. The transcript is spliced from 5 exons. Lineage: Eukaryota; Metazoa; Chordata; Actinopteri; Siluriformes; Clariidae. Bases 13 to 972 code for a protein of 319 amino acids. Gene Ontology annotation, biological process: response to bacterium. The record is from RefSeq and is a predicted model, not a curated record.
CAUCAAGGGGACAUGCAGUACACACACUUCAAAAUCCUAAUGCUGAUGUGGAUUAAAAUUGUGGUGUUAAAUAAAAUUGCUUGCCUACAGAUGAAAGUCGUCCAUCAGCCAAACCCGGUGAUGACCGCUAAAGUUGGUGAUAAUGUGACUCUACGCUGCUUUCUGAUGGGAGAACAAAACACUGAUCCCACAGUUUGGUACAAGCAAGUAGGAGGACAAGAGCCUUCUUUAGUGGCUGUGGUACAGAAAGUACAGGAUCCUAUUUACAAAGAUGAGUUCAACUCUUCAAGGUUCAGAUUCGAGAAAGGAAGCAACAGCUGUCAUUUAAAAAUAAUAAACGUAAAAGCAUCAGAUGAGGCCAUGUAUUACUGUGGCUUGAUUACGUUUUACACCGUCUUCGCAAAAGGAACAUUUUUAUCAGUGAAAGGUGAUGGAGAUGUAAAAGUGUCAGUAUCACAGAGCGGUGUGUUGGACUCAGUUCCUGCAGGAGCGUCAGUGACUCUGCAGUGCUCGGUUCUCUCUGAGAGCAGAGCAGCAGAACUCCAAGUGCUCUGGUUCAGAGCUGCUCCACCACAAUCCCAUCCUCAAAUCAUUUACACUCAUCACAACAGCAGCCAUCAGUGUGAGAGCGGCUCUUCUAAACACACCUGUGUCUACAACUUCUCCAAGAACAUCUUCAGUCACAAUGAUACUGGGACUUACUACUGCGCUGUGGCCGUGUGUGGGAAGAUCAUUUUUGGAAACGGGACACAAGUACAUCUGGAGAAUGUUGCUGUAAAUUUUGUAGAGAUCUGCCUGGGAACAGCGUUGGUUAUGUGUGUGAUUUUGAUCUCUGUUCAAGCUGUUUUACUGUAUAAAAGGAAAAAUAGUAACCAGUACAGAAAGGAAUCUCAGUAUGGUUCUGUGAUAAACACUGAGAAGAGGAACACUCAGGUAUGUGUUCACUUGUGCAGGAAAUGUUUAUUCUUCUGAUUUUAAAAAUUCAGAAUGAAAGCCAUAAUCUUUUAUUAGUUCAAAG